This is a messenger RNA of Theobroma umbraticum, 1290 nucleotides long. Its product is annotated as embryo defective 1273. Lineage: Eukaryota; Viridiplantae; Streptophyta; Magnoliopsida; Malvales; Malvaceae. The record is from RefSeq and is a predicted model, not a curated record.
CCCCUUAAACCCUUCAUCAACAGAAACGCUUCUCCGCUAUAAGCUUUAAGAAAAGGAAAUAGUUCCCACCAUCAAAAGUUUCAAUCUUAUCCCCCCAGACCAAGUCUUCCACGACAAUUUCAACAAUGUCGUUUAGGUGCAAUUCAUGAAAAACCCAUUUUCAAGGCGUUUAACAUAAACCUCUGAAAAGGGUCUUUGAGAUUAUCGAAUAUGGCAACGACCAGUCCAUGUUCCUCUCACUUGUUAUCUGCAUCUACCCAUUUCCAUGGCUUCCCUAAAAUGUCUCUUAAAAUUCAUUCUCCUUUUCUUCAUAAGCUCAAGCAGGAUUCAUCUCAGUAUCUUGAAGCACACAGAUGUAGUUUGACCAUGAAACGAAAGCAAGUCAUUUGGAGCAGUACUAAGACAAGUAUCUGUUCUGCAAUAAAUAUGGCCACAGGUCAAUCAGGUGAUCCUGAAAAAAUAAAUUUUGACCAUGUAAUAGAAAAGGCAAGAAGAUUGUGGGACAGUGCUCCUCUGCCGGUGAAGAGAUUCCCCUGGAACAGAGCUUUGGAGAACUUUGUUCAACUCAUACUUGAUCUUAUAUUGGCAGUUGUCAAAUAUUUAAGUGUACCUUUACUGGCAGUGUCCUCCCUUAGUGAGAUGUCCUACUGUGCACAUGAAAAGAAGUUGACUAUUAUCCCUGUUCCCCUACUCAUUGGCUUUGUACUCGCAGGGGUUUUGAAAGAAACUGCCUUGGAACUUUCUCCUCUUCUCAAGGAUGCAGAAGUUCCCUGGCACCUAAUAGCUAUUGUAAUAAUCUUUACAUCGAUCAAAUUGCCAGGCCCAUAUUACCCAUAUUGGGGGCGCAUUUUCAUUCCACACUUUGCAAAUGGGGCACUAUUGAGGACCCUAUGGUUUAUGUUUUUGUGGUAUAGAAGACCCAAAAAUAUAUCAGGAGCUGUGCAGCCGACUAGUUUGGUAAAUGCAAGUGACUCUGAAACUGAAUAGGCUGUAAUCUGAACAGGUGGCAUUCUGAGUCAGAGAAAAAACUGCCCAGAGAAGGCUGUUUAGGAGAAUUUUAUCAAAAUUGGAGAAGGCUCCAGCUGGGAGAUCGAACAAGCUGGUGCUUGGGAUGUUUGGCUUGAAACUUUGAACACCAAUGCCAUUUUUGUAUUUUCCUUAAUUCAACCUUGAGUUUUGAGAGAGACUGGAGAAUUAGCACACCCUAUGAUCUUGUUGCCAGGACAGAAUAUCACGAGGAUAUGGUCCUAACUAUGGUUAAAAGCUUGAAUGCAUUGAUAGUUUCGACAA